This is a messenger RNA of Patella vulgata (common limpet), 1201 nucleotides long. RefSeq lists its product as uncharacterized. The transcript is spliced from 4 exons. The record is from RefSeq and is a predicted model, not a curated record. The coding region runs from base 81 to 914 and encodes 277 amino acids. Lineage: Eukaryota; Metazoa; Mollusca; Gastropoda; Patellidae.
CCCAAAAUGGACGAAAAUAGAAACAACCUUCUUUGUCUUAGACUGUCUACGAAAGAAUAAGCUAAUGGAAGUAAAAUCUAAUGCAUUCACAAACAUGCAUUUUGUUAAUCAACUGCCUGAUACCGCUUCUUUUCUCAGGUUGUAUGGAAGCAAGAAGUAUAAACAUAGUAGUUUCACACGAUUAUAAAUUUGCAGUUGAUGAUUAUGAACCCCAAGAAACAAUUAAACUAAAUAACAUUGAUGUGGACGUCAGACAGCAACUUGAAGAUAGUUUGAAGGAGUUUCAAAAGGCCUCAGAGGUUGCCAAAUUACCAACAAUACCUAAAUCAGUUAAUGGUUCAGUAGAUGAUUCGAUAAAAACAUCUGAUAAUCGAUACCAUACCUCAACUACAAUUACUUAUUAUAAAGACACACCGCAUCCAGAGGAUACAGACAGCCAUAAACUUCAUAAAAGGAAUGCCAACCUGGCACAGUUAGCCAACAAAAAUAUUCAAGGUUCUCCAACACACGUCGAUACUCAACAAGCCCAAGAAUUGUCAGAUUUUGAGAUUAUAUCUGAAGAGGAUAUCCUUAGAGGCAGAAAACAGAGAGUAAAGAGUAUUUUGAAGUAUUUAGGUUUAACCUUGUUAGCAGUUCUAGGUUUCUCGGUCGUCGCUUUCUGUUUCCUGACCGACCCAAAGAGCUGUAUAAUAGCUUUCGGUACAGGCAGUCCUUGUUGUUUAAUAAUAUGUCCCUGUAUUUUGCACUUUGUGAAAAGGUUUCUGACCCCCGGAGCUAUGAUUCGUGAUAACACUAAUAAAUUUAUUCCCGGUAUGAUGGUACAUCCUGAUGGUCGACUGGAAACAUACGACCCCACCCCAGAGGAGAUUGAAGCUAUUAUGGAUAUCGUUGAUAUUAUACAAGACAUGGCUUGAACUAGGAUGCAUUGCGGAUAUAUAUAUAUAUAUAUAUAUAAUACUUUUAUUUAUUAUGCAAAAGUUAUAAUUUUUAAGUAAAAUUCAAAUGGUAAACCUUAUGUUAAGAAGUGAUAUAAUAUUGUUAUUUAUUUAUUAGCACGAGUUAUUAAAUUUUAAAUCAUGAUUAUUUAGGCCUAGAAAUAAAGUUAUAAACCAAUUUGUAAAUUCGAACAGUCAUUUAUUGGCUUGACACACGUCUCGCGGGCCGUUAUUUGCACAAUGCUAAUUAUCCCCACGAUAACGUA